Paramecium octaurelia is the source of this 288-nucleotide messenger RNA. The record is from the annotation of a GenBank genome assembly. NCBI's taxonomy places the organism in Eukaryota, Ciliophora, Oligohymenophorea, Peniculida, Parameciidae.
AUGUAUUUUAUCCUAGUUGCAGAGAUAAAAUCAUUCUGGAAUAAUUUGAGGAUUGCGAUGAUGGAAAUUUACAACCUUAUGAUUGAUGCUAUUAAUGUAAAUUCCAAUGUAUUAAAGAGAUUAAUUUAUUAACAAUAGUUGUCAUUCUGUUUGUGGCGACCAAAUGAUCACAAAAGAAGAAGAUUUGAUGAUGGAAAUUCAAUAAAGUUUGAUGGUUGUUUUUAGUGCAAGUGUUCCUAUCUAGAUUAUUGUUUUGAUUUUUAAAGGUAAUUGUCUAGAGUGCAAUGA